GGUCAGUGCACGUGCUCAUUUUGACCCUCAGGGUCGCACUCGCAGCAACCUAUGUCUUCGGAGAAGAUAGAGUCGUUCCUGAGUCAAUUAUCCAAUUCAGAUUUAUCUAAACUACCUGAGCUUAUUCAGUCUAUCACUGAAUGUCCAGGUUUGAUUUCUGGUUGGACAUAUGCCUUUAUUUUCUCGAGGUUUGUUCGUCUUUGGUGAAUUUCUUGACCACCCAAAAAUUAAAUCGAUUGAGAAUGGGGAAUAUUCUCAGUAUUACAACUUAAUGAACCUAUUUUGCUACGGGACGUUCGAGUUACUUUCCACCAACCGGUCUGCAUAUCCUGAUUUACGACCAACUCAAGUUCGGAAGUUAAAGCAGCUCUCGAUAAUUGAUGAAGCGCAUAACCAGAAGCACAUACCUUAUGGUCUUCUGUUUAAGAAGCUCGAUAUUGCAUCUUCAAGAGAACUUGAAGACCUUGUUAUCGAACUUUUUUACCUCGAAGCCAUAACAGGAAAACUUGACCAACAGAAAGCACUGUUAGAGGUCAACUCUGCCAUUGGGCGUGAUAUACGUAUUGAGCAGAUAGAUGAGCUGCAUCAAAAGCUGGAUUCAUGGGGUGUUCGAGUCGAGUCUGUAUUGGCUCAUAUAGCUAAUGAAAUAAAGAUGGUUAAUGAGCGACGAUAUGAAUCCGAGUUACAUCAAAAGGAGAUUUUGGAAGCGUCAUUGUCUAUCAAAGAGGCCUUGCGUGGCCAAAUGGCGAAAUCAGACGCUCAAAGUUUACGGAUGGAUAUGGACGACAUACUGAUUCAUCCAGAUUUAUUAGAAAGUCGUGUAGAAGCAACUCGUCAAAGUUCAAGCAACACUGAAAGUGUUGGUGACCGUGAUGUUCGCAGUCGAAUAACUGUUUUUAAAAAUCUUCGGCAUGGUAAAUCUUCCAAACAACAGUAGUGUUCAACAACUGUGAACAUGUAUGAUUUAUUAUUCUGUGUAUAACUUUUAUAAAUUACUGCAACCCAUAGAGUGCUGCGUUUUACCUUGAAUUUUUCGCAAUGUCAGCGUCUUGGAUAUAAAGCAGUCAAUUUAUUAUAAAUUUUUCUUGAAGCAACUUUUUGACAAUAAAAACCGAAUUCUAGGUAGUUGGUCAUUUUCAUACUAAUCAAAGUCUUAGCAAAUAUCAGUUGUUGAUAAGGUUUUGGGGAUAAAUGGUUACAAUAUUGUACUUUCGAAUGGUCUUUUUUCAUUAGGGUAUCUUUUAUCUUUUCCGCAAACUGCAUUUUGAUUAUCGGGUUUUUACUUCGAGAUGGAGAAAAUUAACUGGAUAUUUCUUACCAAUAUUUAACAUAGUAUCUUCAUUUUAUUUUGUUGCUUGUUAGUGUUUUACUCUGGACUCCUCUGAUGACUUUAACUUGUGCAGUUAGUUCUAGUCAUUCACUUCAAACCGUGCUUAUUGAAUCCACUGAUUAGGAAUGCUGCAUUUUCGUCCAAAUAUCAUUGGGUUUAGAUAUCUAUUUCGUUUAUCAAAUGUAUAAAAUGUAUAAAAGUGGUUUUUGCUUCUUGAUAAAUAAGGGAUUU
This is a messenger RNA of Schistosoma mattheei, 1561 nucleotides long. Lineage: Eukaryota; Metazoa; Platyhelminthes; Trematoda; Strigeidida; Schistosomatidae. The record is from the annotation of a GenBank genome assembly.